Molecule: messenger RNA, 972 nt
Organism: Helobdella robusta
Lineage: Eukaryota; Metazoa; Annelida; Clitellata; Rhynchobdellida; Glossiphoniidae
Exons: 7
Coding region: 1-972 (323 amino acids)
Cellular component (GO): mitochondrion; endomembrane system
Molecular function (GO): acyltransferase activity
Source: RefSeq, a predicted model, not a curated record
AUGUUUGUAUGUGCCUUGAAAUAUGCUGUCACAGCAUUUUUGUUACUCGGAGUUGCUCCACUCUACUCAAUGAUCUGGUUCCUGUUAAGAAUUCUUACAUAUUUCAUUGAGGAGAAGUACUAUGAUGUCACCAACAACUUCCUUUAUGGAACAUAUCAGAAGUACCUCGUGUUUUUCUUUGAAGUUGUGGCAGGGGCCAAGCUAGUUUUGUAUGGAGACCACAAAGAGAUUUUCAACCGUAAAGAAAAUGUUGUGUAUUUCAGUAAUCAUCAAUGCCUUCUUGACUGGGUAGUGAUGGCAAUGCUAGCUGAAAGAGCUUCUGCUUCAAAUAGAACGAGGUUCAUUUUGAAAGAUUCACUUAAAUACAUUCCAAUGUAUGGCUUUCAUUUUAAAAAGCACGGAUACAUCUAUGUGAAGAGAGGAGGACAGUUUGACUCUGAACAAUAUGUUACUCAGCUGGAUAAGUUCAACCGUCAAGAUAAUCCUUUUUGGUUAGUGAUAUAUCCAGAAGGUCACAGAUUAAAUCCAGGCAAUCCUCAGGCUAUCCGGAAAGCUCAGCAGUACACAUUAGAUCACAAUCUUCCAGCAUUUAAACAUUUAUUGACACCACGUUUGAAAGCUUUUUCACUUUGUGUUGAUGUUUUGAAGAAAAAGAUUGAUGCAAUUUACGACGUAACAAUUGCAUUUUCGUCUACUCUUUCCCAUACAACAACUGAAACUCAAUUCAUAACCAACAGACUUCCAUCUCCUUCCUAUCUCGAUUUAUUUAAAGGAGAUAUGACCAUACACAUUCAUAUGAAGCGCAUUGAGUUCUCACAAGUCCCGGUAACUAGCGAAUCCUUCAAGAACUGGAUUUUUGAAAGAUUUAAAAUUAAAGAUAGGUUUGUAUAUGUACAAGUUUGUCUUUGUGCUUUUUUUGUUAACUGGAGCAUUAUGUACAUGUGCAAUAAAUUAUUGGUUUUAAUCUGCUGA